AGGGAUAAAAUACAUAAGGAUCGAGGGAUCCAAUCCUGUUAAAGCUUGUUCUGGUACUGGUUGAACCUUAAAUAUAACGUUAGCACACUUCCCUGGAAGUAUAGGGUUGAGGUGUACGUCUGACCUGCAGGGUUUCUUGGUUUUAUCGGAACAAAAAGGUUGAAAUUUUCCUUACUGUAGCUGUCUCGCCAAACAAAACGAGAAUGGGACGGAAAAAGGCAACUUCUAAUGCAGAUGCAGCUGCAGAGCCAAGACGGAAGUCUCAAAGGUUGUCAGAGAAAGAGACCCAGGAAAAGCCACAACCAGAGAAGACAAAGGCUCCGCCUAAGACCAAGAAGGUAAAGGAGGCAGCAAAGGCUGAAGAGAAGAAAGAAGAAGCCCAGGCAGAGAAAGAAGUUCCUGCAGAAAAUGGCGAGGCCAAAGCUGAGGAGGCUGCUGCAGCAGAUGAUCAGGCAGACGAAAAGGAAGCCAAGGCUGAAGAGGAUGAGAAAGCAGAGUAGCGGAGAUGGUUUCCUGUACUUCUUUUUGUUGUAAAAUGCAGAGAAUAUUUUUAUCAGCUAUUUUCUUAAGACGACAUUGUUUUUAAGGAUGUGAUUGCAUUUUUAAAAUACUUAAAUGUCUGUUAAAUUUCCAAAGCUUUUGUGAAGGGACCCUUUCUGUCAUUGUGUUGAUUGUAUUUUGUGACAUCAUACAUGUUUCACGAGUGAGAGAGUUUGUUCAGAGGGAUCAUAUCACCGGUACUAUUAUGGAUUCUCAAAAUGCUGUGAGUGGAAUAAUGCUGUGGAAGCUAAAGCAUUAUUUUGUGUUUGUGGACUUUGGUGCUCAGCUUUUACUUUGUUUGUUUUUGUUGUUGUUUUUUUCCCCCAUCUGAAACAAAUGCUUUAAAUUUUCCGGUAUAGUAGUGAACAACGUUGAGACACAUCAUUGCAGAGAUAGUUGUUUAUCCUUUUAGGAUCUUUGGUUUGGGGAUUUUAUCUUUUUCAAAUGCAUUUAUGUUAUAUGUGGUAUAAAAUGCCAAUUAAAAUGGUUGUUUCUGUAAA
Messenger RNA from Gambusia affinis (western mosquitofish), 1040 nucleotides. RefSeq names its product Non-histone chromosomal protein HMG-14A-like (gene hmgn1a). The record is from RefSeq and is a predicted model, not a curated record. Gene Ontology annotation, cellular component: chromatin; nucleus. Gene Ontology annotation, molecular function: nucleosomal DNA binding. The coding region runs from base 204 to 500 and encodes 98 amino acids. The transcript is spliced from 6 exons. Lineage: Eukaryota; Metazoa; Chordata; Actinopteri; Cyprinodontiformes; Poeciliidae.